ACACUCUUCCUCCAACAGUUCCCGGAAAGCGGUGCCAAAAGAAGGCGCCAAUAAGAGCUUCUGCAAAUGGACUACAACACCCAUGAUGCUUUGCUUCCCUACCUUGGCGAAGUUGGACUAGGGCAUCUGCAGCUGCGCAAGCGCAAAUUGAUACACUAUUUGAGGACUUCAUUGUCCAGCAUGCAUUGCCUUCAAGAGGGCUCUUCCCGCUAGGGUUGUCGAGUUCUCUGAUUGGCGUCUGAGGGAUCCGCAGACUCCGUUACCCAGUUUCCUUUGUGCGAAGGCUGUUGCGCACUUCCGGUGGAAGCGCUGCGGCGAGGGGGCGGGGUUUACUGAGCCAGUGGGCGGUAGGCGGCGCUGCCGGUGGCUGGUUGCUGUCCAAAGGCGACUGGGCGUCGUUAGAGGAGUGAGCUGUGACCGGUUGUACUGCACGUAUCGUGGGACUGUUGUCGACGUGCAGCUUCCCUUUGAUGUCGGCCCUUGAAAAAAGCAUGCACCUCGGCCGCCUACCUUCUCGCCCUCCUCUACCCGGCAGCGGGGGCAGUCAGAGCGGAGCCAAGAUGCGGAUGGGCCCUGGACGGAAGCGGGACUUUACCCCGGUCCCAUGGAGUCAGUACUUUGAGUCAAUGGAAGAUGUGGAAGUGGAGAAUGAAACUGGCAAGGAUACUUUUCGAGUUUACAAGAGUGGUUCCGAGGGUCCAGUCCUGCUGCUGCUUCAUGGAGGAGGCCAUUCCGCCCUUUCCUGGGCAGUGUUCACGGCAGCAAUCAUCAGUAGAGUACAGUGUAGGAUUGUGGCUCUGGAUCUGCGAAGUCAUGGAGAAACUAAAGUCAAGAAUUCUGAAGACCUGUCAGCAGAAACAAUGGCAAAAGAUGUUGGCAAUGUGGUGGAAGCCAUGUACGGAGACCUCCCUCCUCCAGUCAUGCUGAUUGGGCAUAGCAUGGGUGGUGCCAUUGCAGUGCACACAGCAGCAGCUAACCUGGUGCCAAGCCUCUUGGGCCUUUGCAUGAUUGAUGUCGUAGAAGGUACAGCCAUGGAUGCACUUAAUAGCAUGCAGAAUUUCUUGCGUGGUCGGCCUAAAACCUUCAAGUCUUUGGAGAAUGCUAUUGAAUGGAGUGUGAAGAGUGGCCAGAUUCGAAACCUAGAGUCUGCCCGUGUAUCCAUGGUCGGCCAAGUCAAACAGUGUGAAGGAAUUACAAGUCCAGAAGGUUCCAAAUCCAUAGUGGAAGGAAUCAUAGAGGAGGAAGAAGAAGAUGAGGAAGGAAGUGAGUCAGUUAACAAGAGGAAAAAGGAAGACGACAUGGAAACCAAGAAGGAUCACCCAUACACCUGGAGAAUUGAGUUGGCAAAAACAGAAAAAUACUGGGAUGGCUGGUUCCGGGGCUUAUCCAAUCUCUUUCUUAGCUGUCCUAUUCCUAAACUGCUGCUCUUGGCGGGUGUUGACAGAUUGGAUAAAGAUCUGACCAUAGGCCAGAUGCAGGGGAAGUUCCAGAUGCAGGUCUUACCCCAGUGUGGCCAUGCAGUCCAUGAGGAUGCCCCUGACAAGGUAGCUGAAGCUGUUGCCACUUUCCUGAUCCGGCACAGGUUUGCAGAGCCCAUCGGAGGAUUCCAGUGUGUGUUUCCUGGCUGCUAGUGACCUGCUGUCUACUCCUCCCUCUACAUUGAGCUCUGUUGUAAAUACAUCGCACCAGAGGCCACUGUGAUGCCGCUGUCUCCUCCUGUCCAUCCUGCCCAGCCAUGUGAUACCGGCUCCUGUAGAGGGCAUCCCCAGAUGUACAAACCCUUUCCUGUGUACUGUUGAAAGCAUUGUUCUCCAGUGCCCUUGUCCAACAGUGGCCUGUGCAGUCUGGGGUCCACAGCUCUCCCUCUCCCCUCCUGUGCUCCCUGCCUUGCCUAGGAUGAAGCCCCCAGAGCUGCUCCCUGGCCCUGUUCCUGGCAUCUGGCAAUGUACCCCCAGGCUCAGGGAUCUCCAUUCCUUGAAGAUGUCCUUGGCAUGGUCCUGCCCUACCUCAUGGGAUGGGCAAUGCACACACUGGCCCUUAUUUUUCCCUUUCAAAUAAAACACCAGUCAGGUACCGUUAUCCCAGUCUUAACUGUCCCAAAUCUGGAAGAUCCAGAGUAACCAGGAUUCAGGGAGAGGGAGUGGAUAGCAAGUAUCCCAAGAAACCAACCUGUAAGCCAGGUCCAGCCAGUCCAAGCACAUGGCUUCCCAUCUGGGUGAGCCCACUGUCCCACUCCCACAUGUCUGGGCACCUGCCCUGGGCUGAGGCCAGGCUGCUCCAAGGGCCUCAUGAGCCCUAAUCUGCCACAGAGCAACCCAGGUUAAACACAGCCCAUGCACAAAGCCACAGGCUAAAUCCUGUGGAAUUGUUUUUAAUGACUGAAUUUAACCAUUCUCAUAGUUGGUUCCUGGAGGUGUGCCAAGUGCCCGCUUGCCUCUUCUAGACCCACAGCUUCUUGAUCCACUUGUGGUUUCCAUGUCACUACGUAGAAACAUCAUGGACUAGCAUCCCCAGUCUUUGCCCUCAUCUAGCUGUCGAAGCACAGCACUGGGGCCACCCCCUGCUGCCCAUGGGCGGGGUGGGGCAUCCUCCUGAAACCCAUCUUUCUGUGACUGUCUUAGGUGACGUGUAGCCCUCUUCCGUUUUUUCACCCAACAACUUCCCCUGUCCUGCUGCACGGUCCAGAGUCUGGGACCGACUUUGUUUCUUUGUUAUUUAUGAUCUUGUUUAAAGAAAAUAAAUAUCUCCCAACCUUU
Messenger RNA from Mus pahari (shrew mouse), 2756 nucleotides. It is a transcript of the gene Ppme1, whose product is annotated as protein phosphatase methylesterase 1. Gene Ontology annotation, biological process: protein demethylation. Lineage: Eukaryota; Metazoa; Chordata; Mammalia; Rodentia; Muridae. Gene Ontology annotation, molecular function: protein methylesterase activity. Bases 471 to 1631 code for a protein of 386 amino acids. The record is from RefSeq and is a predicted model, not a curated record. The transcript is spliced from 14 exons.